Lathyrus sativus (Indian pea) is the source of this 408-nucleotide messenger RNA. The record is from the annotation of a GenBank genome assembly. NCBI's taxonomy places the organism in Eukaryota, Viridiplantae, Streptophyta, Magnoliopsida, Fabales, Fabaceae.
AUGGACUUGAUUGAAUUAUGGGCAAUUUUCGGCCCUGGCGUCGCCGGCGCUGUUUUCGGUGCCGGCUGGUGGAUCUGGCUCGACGCCGUCGUAUGCAGCUCCACAACCGUUCCCUUUCUUCACUAUCUUCCUGGAAUUUUUGCAUCUCUAGCGGGUUUGAUGUUCAAUUGCGUUAGAAAAGAAGACAUUGAUUACUCUCCUUAUGACGAAGGAGAGUGGAGACUGAAGCUGUGGCUCUUCAUCGCAUAUGUUGUGUCCUUUGUUUCUUUAGCUGGAUCAGCGGGUUUACUGAUCCAAGAUUCACUCGACAAAUCUGCUCCAUCAGUGUGGGCUGGAGUUGCAGGCGUUUUGCAGUGUGUUUUUGUCUUGAUCAGUGGACUGAUUUAUUGGACUGCUCAUCCAGAAUAA